This is a messenger RNA of Aspergillus uvarum CBS 121591, 2109 nucleotides long. It is a transcript of the gene hsp90, whose product is annotated as chaperone Hsp90. Gene Ontology annotation, molecular function: ATP hydrolysis activity; ATP-dependent protein folding chaperone; ATP binding. Gene Ontology annotation, biological process: cellular response to heat; protein stabilization; protein folding. The transcript has 2 exons. Bases 1 to 2109 code for a protein of 702 amino acids. Gene Ontology annotation, cellular component: plasma membrane; protein-containing complex; perinuclear region of cytoplasm. NCBI's taxonomy places the organism in Eukaryota, Fungi, Ascomycota, Eurotiomycetes, Eurotiales, Aspergillaceae. The record is from RefSeq and is a predicted model, not a curated record.
AUGUCUGCCGAAACCUUUGAGUUCCAGGCUGAGAUCUCUCAGCUCUUGUCGCUGAUCAUCAACACUGUCUACUCCAACAAGGAGAUCUUCCUCCGUGAAUUGAUCUCCAACGCCUCCGAUGCUUUGGACAAGAUCCGCUAUGAGUCCCUGUCGGAUCCCUCCAAGCUCGACUCGGGCAAGGAUCUCCGCAUCGACAUCAUCCCCAACAAGGAGGCCAAGACCUUGACCAUCCGUGAUACCGGUAUUGGUAUGACCAAGGCUGACUUGAUCAACAACCUUGGUACCAUCGCUCGCUCCGGUACCAAGCAGUUCAUGGAAGCCCUCUCCGCCGGUGCUGAUAUCUCCAUGAUUGGUCAGUUCGGUGUCGGUUUCUACUCUGCUUACCUGGUUGCCGACCGCGUCACUGUCAUCUCUAAGAACAACGAUGAUGAGCAGUACAUCUGGGAGUCCGCUGCCGGCGGUACCUUCACUCUCACUCAGGAUACCGAGGGUGAGCAGCUUGGCCGUGGUACCAAGAUCAUCCUUCACCUGAAGGAUGAGCAGACCGACUACCUCAACGAGAGCCGCAUCAAGGAGGUUGUCCGCAAGCACUCCGAGUUCAUCUCCUACCCUAUCUACCUCCACGUCUUGAAGGAGACCGAGAAGGAGGUCCCCGAUGAGGAGGCUGAAUCCAAGGAGGAGGAGGGUGACGAGAAGAAGCCCAAGAUCGAGGAGGUCGAUGACGAGGAGGAAGAGAAGAAGGAGAAGAAGACCAAGACCGUCAAGGAGAGCAAGAUCGAGGAGGAGGAGCUCAACAAGACCAAGCCCAUCUGGACUCGCAACCCCGCCGACAUCACUCAGGAGGAGUAUGCUGCUUUCUACAAGUCCCUCUCCAACGACUGGGAGGACCACCUUGCUGUCAAGCACUUCUCCGUCGAGGGUCAGCUUGAGUUCCGUGCCAUCCUCUACGUUCCCAAGCGUGCUCCCUUCGACCUGUUCGAGACCAAGAAGACCAAGAACAACAUCAAGCUCUAUGUUCGCCGUGUCUUCAUCACCGAUGAUGCUACUGACCUCAUCCCCGAGUGGCUCAGCUUCGUCAAGGGUGUUGUCGACUCUGAGGACCUUCCUCUCAACCUGUCCCGUGAAACUCUCCAGCAGAAUAAGAUCAUGAAGGUCAUCAAGAAGAACAUUGUCAAGAAGACCCUCGAGCUCUUCACUGAGAUCGCUGAGGACCGUGAGCAGUUUGACAAGUUCUACUCUGCUUUCAACAAGAACAUCAAGCUCGGAAUCCACGAGGAUGCUCAGAACCGUCAGACUCUCGCUAAGCUCCUCCGUUACCAGUCCACUAAGUCUGGUGAUGAGUCCACCUCCCUUGCCGACUACGUUACUCGCAUGCCCGAGCACCAGAAGCAGAUCUACUACAUCACCGGCGAGUCCAUCAAGGCCGUUGCCAAGUCUCCCUUCUUGGACAGCCUCAAGCAGAAGAACUUCGAGGUUCUCUUCCUGGUUGACCCCAUUGAUGAGUAUGCCUUCACGCAGCUGAAGGAGUUCGACGGCAAGAAGCUCGUCGACAUCACCAAGGACUUCGAGCUUGAGGAGACCGAGGAGGAGAAGGCCGAGCGUGAGAAGGAGGAGAAGGAGUACGAGGAUCUUGCCAAGAGCCUCAAGAACAUCCUCGGCGACAAGGUCGAGAAGGUUGUCGUCUCCCACAAGCUCGUUGGUGCUCCCUGCGCUAUCCGUACCGGUCAGUUCGGUUGGUCCGCCAACAUGGAGCGUAUCAUGAAGGCCCAGGCUCUCCGUGACACCUCCAUGAGCUCUUACAUGUCCUCUAAGAAGACCUUUGAGAUCUCUCCCAAGUCCUCCAUCGUCAAGGAGCUCAAGAAGAAGGUCGAAGCCGAUGGUGAGAGCGACCGCACCGUCAAGUCCAUCACUCAACUACUCUUCGAGACCUCCCUUCUUGUUUCCGGUUUCACCAUUGAGGAGCCCGCCAGCUUCGCUGAGCGCAUUCACAAGCUCGUCUCCCUCGGUCUGAACAUCGAUGAGGACGCCGAGGUUACCGAGGAGAAGGCUACCGAGGAGGCUGCCCCUGCCGCUGCCGCCGCCGAGUCCUCCAUGGAGGAGGUCGACUAA